This is a messenger RNA of Oryzias melastigma (Indian medaka), 2115 nucleotides long. RefSeq lists its product as uncharacterized. NCBI's taxonomy places the organism in Eukaryota, Metazoa, Chordata, Actinopteri, Beloniformes, Adrianichthyidae. The transcript has 3 exons. The record is from RefSeq and is a predicted model, not a curated record. Bases 106 to 771 code for a protein of 221 amino acids.
GGCGACAUAAUGUUCCCACAGCCAGAUCUGGACUGAGAUUGAGAGACGCAAAGACGCCUGACAGGCGCGCAGCAGGAGGACCGCAUUAAAGUCUCGGGGGCCAGCAUGUUAAAGCCGCAGGGUCACGCCGACUUUCUGCUGCACACGUCCCCGCCGGUUUUUGGGAAGCCGUGGUACUGGCAGCGCAGCAGCAGCACCAUGGAGAGCACCCGCGGCCUGGCGCGGGUCAUCAUGGAGAUGCGGGAUGAAAUCAAGAAGCUGGAGACGGAGAACCGGGAGCUGCGCGGGGGCCACGCACGGCACCCUGUUGGGCCCACGCCAGAAGAGGACUUUGAGGAAAAAGAGACAUUAGAAAUAGUGGAAAACCCUUAUUUGAACCUGAGACGGAAUGCUUCUGCGCCAGCCUUGGAAGGAAAAUAUAAAGAGAACACGGUCAUGACCGUCAGAAGAUACUCUACAAGCUCUAAUCUCUCUGGGGUGACAACAAGCAGGCCGAGGAUUGACGCGGGUGGCCACAAUAACUCUGCGUGGAGGAGACUGCAAGAAGAACUUCAGCAGGGCGAGGAUGUGUUUUCUGACAAAGCAGAAGUGCAGAAAGUGAACGCUCGACACUCCCUUCAGGAAUACGUUCAUAAAAACAGGGCAAAGGUAAAAACUGUGACUUUUCUUCUCCCCGUUGAUGACAUUUACACCAGCCGGCCCGCUCUGAUCAAACACCAGGAGGAGCCCAGAGUGACAGACCUGGCUUCUAUAACUGAGACCGAUUCUUGAGAUGACUUUUUAAAGACUUUUAUAAACAAACUCUUCCUCAGAGCCACGUUGGGUUCCUUAUCUGACAGUUUAGAUCAUGUAUAUGCUGAAAAUAAGAAUUUUGUAGCAGUCCAGGCUUCUUUAACUCCCAGAUCUGGCUGAGGACCGUUCGGAUCAGGUGUCUGGACUCCCCUCCUAACCUGAGUCAUUGCUUUUGCAGGGUGACACACAAACCUACAGGUGACAAUUCUCUUGUGGACAAUUGUGGUGGCUGAGUCAGACCAGCUGAGCUACCUCAUCUUCAUUAUUUUUUCAUCACGGUUCAAACGACAAUGUGAUUAAUAGGCUAUUUGACCUACUUCUUGAAUAUAUAAAUGUAUGUUUUUGUUUUUUUUCUGAACUUUGUUCUUCAUCUAUAUUUGUUAGAUGUUAUUUUAGCUUUCCAAUAACAGUAUUCGCUGCAGUCAGAACUGGAGAACGUUUGUUGCUUUGUUAAAUACCAGUUUUCGUCCACAGUUGUUGCCUUCAACCAAAUAAUCCCAGACAAAAGAGCUUUAUUGAUGUAGUUCCUGUUAAACCGCUACAUUUAGAAAUGUGUACAUUAUGUUACUUUAAAACAGAACCAAACAACGAUCCAGUUUGAGUUGCUGAGGUAAUCUGACCUGUGAUACUGCUUGUGUUUAAAGUUUCAUUGCUGACCUCACAGAACUAAAUGAUUUCAUUCAGAUGUCCAGGAGGGUGAAAUGUUUAAUUCUCUGUUUGUCAAAAACAGUUCCAGUGACAAUAUUUUAAAGAUAUUCAUCAUUCUGCUUUGACAUAAGUCAUAUAAUCUAAUGGUGGAUUUUACUGCCUUUUAAAAACUUUAAAAAAAUGUGUAACUGUUGGGACUCAAUUCUGUUUUUACUGUCAUUUGCUCCAGAGUGUUUGACUGCAAGACAUUUCCAAACGAAAAAAUACAUUUAUUAGUUAUUAAUAAGCUUGUAUUUAUAUUGACAAUAAAAAUAUUAAUUCAGGAAAUACAAGUUCAAUAAUUAUGCCUUGUAAGCUAACAUUACCAAUUUAAAACAGUUUGUUCCCCUAAUAUGAAAAGCUCCUCACAAUGGAACAUUUUCCAAAAUAAAUGCAAAUAUUGACCCAAAACUUUCAAAACCAAAUAUUUUAUUUUUUCUGACUGGUCAAAUCUUUUGGUCAGGGAAAUCACAGCAGUGUCAAAAAUUGUAUGUAUGGGAAAAAAAAAAAUUAAGAUGAUGCUAAUCUGCACGUGUGAGCAUGAGGAAUACAUAGUAAACAUACAAAAAUAUUAUUUUUAUUAUUAUUAUUAUUAUAUCAAAUCUAAACUGAAUUUUUGCUUUAGUGUAACUGUAA